Aspergillus caelatus is the source of this 471-nucleotide messenger RNA. RefSeq lists its product as uncharacterized. NCBI's taxonomy places the organism in Eukaryota, Fungi, Ascomycota, Eurotiomycetes, Eurotiales, Aspergillaceae. Bases 87 to 395 code for a protein of 102 amino acids. The transcript has a single exon. The record is from RefSeq and is a predicted model, not a curated record.
GUGAUGUGAGAUGACAUUCUUAUCGGUUAGCGAGUCCGUUCCUGAUUUAUUUUUAAUAAUGGGUUGGACACAUUUUCUUCUCUUGGAUGCGCUAUACACUGUAUUAUUCCGGGUCUUUUGUUUUAUCCGCCCUUUCAGUUGCUAUCCUGACUCUUUUAUCAUAUACCAGCUUAGUUUGUGUGAACCUUACAGAGUACCCUGAUCAUAUCUGUUCAACAGCAUGUUCUCUUUCUAUGGUCAUAUUUAUUUCUUCGCAAGCGUCACUCGUUCUGGUAUGUUUAAUCAUUUUGUAUCUUCGUGUCUCUAGCCCCUUAGAGCUGGCCACUCUUACUUCCAUUCGCUGUUUACAUUCUGUUUCCUGGCAUUCCUUUUACACGUGGCCAGUGUCGACCUAAUCUAGACAUAUACAUACAUCUUCAUCAGACUCUCUAGGCAGGCUGAUGCCCCCUGCCCUUCCAUUUACGGGUUCAC